UCAAUUGAUCAUAUAGGCACUAUGCUUGCUCUUUCCGUUACUAGACGCUCUGUGGGUUUAUAGAAAAAGUUUAAAAGACGAAUACUUUCUCUAUGCCAAGUAUACGUUCGACGAGGACUGCGAGUUAACUCGAGAUCCGGUACAUACCUCAGAUGUCACAUCAGAGCAUCGGAUUAAUUUUCCUACUUUUAUAUUGCAUUGUUAUUGGUAUGGCCACUCAGUUAUUAGUAGCAGGGAUCGAAACGAGAGAGGAGUAUGCGAAUGUUUCGUCAGCGAUAGCAAAGGGAACGUGCGCCAAGCAGGAUCGUAAUGUAAACCAUACAAUCAUAAAUGAUACGAGUCGUAAACGAGAUGGUCCGUUCAGGUCGAAGAGUUCAACCUUAAUAACGUUAUCAAAUCUCGAGUUCUGGAACUUUCAUCCAAUCGAAGCCGUUCAACUGAGUCCGUCGUACCUUUCGACAAACGUAACGAUCUUCUAUAAAUCGGCGUCAGUUAAAUCUGACAUGCUUAAUCUGACGAUCUGCCGGAAUUAUAACGAAAGUUGCCCGAUUAAACCGCUGGAUGCGGCACGACAUAAAGCGAUUGCAGAGCUCCGAGGACCGAGUCAUGCAUCCAAGUAUAGCCUGAUCAUUAUCGCUCGGACUCGUUUCAAUGUCAGCAGCUACGUCGCACUACCGGCCGCCAUUAGUUUCUCUACAUUGCCAUAUGAUUUCCCUGUGGCCGGCGACUUUACCAAUGUCUUGUCCGCGUCCAACACUGAGCUCAACCUUACAAACGUCACCGUAUCUUGGCGUAUGAGCGAUAGAGAUUUCGUCGAAGCAACACCGCUGGCUUUCUUCAUUGUCACAUUGGAAAUUCCAGGAGGAAAACGUUACGUUUUAUGCGUUAACUCUACGUUCGUCACGUUAAAUAAUCUUCGAAGAUUUGCAUUUUUCUCGUUGGCAGUGACGCCCAUGUUCGAGGUGGACGGCGCCAUUUACAGCGGACUUUCCAGUCGAUACAAUUUCACUACUGAAGCCCAUUCUCCCAAGCGACGUCCACGGAGCAUUCGGAGUACUGCAAUACCGCCUGCAGUCCCCAAAGACAUGCCAUCGGUUCAGGACCAAUAUCCAACUGUACAGAAUCUUCAGGUUCGCAUACAGGUUCUCACAAAAAAGUCUAUUCAGUACAAUGUGACGUGGACUGCCCCGUAUCUUGACCACCCUGCAAAACAGUAUUACACGAUCACGUGGUGCAAUUCAUCAAAUUAUUGUAGAAAUAAUCUUACGCACCACACAAAUUAUACGAUAGCUUUGCACUACGGAGCUGGUAGCUAUACGGUGACCGUGGGAGUCGAAUACUUCACGGAGAAUGAAGGGUCUUUCGCUCGAAAUGUCACAUUUCAAAUCACGACACCGCCAAGGGUGCCUCCCUUCGUAUCAGAUAUCAAGUUUGCCCUCGUCGGCUUCUCGCGUACGCGCUUUAUUUACAAAAUGUCCUGGAUGGCUCCUAUGCCUCGCAGUACUGAGUUUCCUCAGCUUGCUUACUUCAGCAUCCAGAUUUGUGAAGUAUCGGCAAACUGUUUCGAUUAUUCUACCCUUGAACGUUUUGUUAUUAUUCCAUUGUUAAUCAACAAAUCCUACAAAAUCAAUUUUCGUACGAUCUACGAGUUGCUGCCAGGCCAGACGGUCACCGCAAAUUAUGCAAAGCGCGUCAAGACUUCUGGAACAAGAGGUCCCAACGAAGAGAGUUUUCCCACCCCGUCGGAUGUUAUGUUGCAUGUUGUCGAUUUCAACAGCGAUACCAUCGCUUACCAAGUAACGUGGGCAUUACAGCCCUAUAAAAAAGUGAAGCCCCAUGAUACCCGAAUUACUAUUUGUAAAGUGUCUCUUUGCGAGUCCUUCAAAAGUAACCUGACUUCGUAUGCACUGUCUGUCGGUUACCAAGAAGAUGUCUUGGUUACAAUUGAGACUGAUUAUGUCCUGCCGGAUGGGCAAGUUAUUUCUCGAAAUAAAACCCAUCGUAUUAAAGCACCGCCCUCUGAGCCUUUCGCCGUAUGGGGAAUUAAGUCUGCCAUCACUGCCACCGGGGCAGAUUCAGCCGUAUAUACUUUUAAUUGGAAGGGGUAUAAGCCUCGAUCCUCAAAAUUCCCUCAGCUGGCCUACUUUGCUCUUCGAGCUUGCAAAAACGCCAACGUUUCAUGCUGGUAUUAUAGCACUCUUGAAACAUUUUACAGCUUACCAUUGAAAUUCAAGGAAAAAUAUGAAGUUGCAGUGAGUGCCGUCUACGAACUUCUGCCACAUCAGCUAACGAACAAGACCGUCAUGUUGAAGAUCACCGUGCCUGAACAAAGCGAGCUCUCAUCCCAUAUUGGACAAGUUAAAAAAGGGUAUAUCUCCUUACCACUCUGGGUGGCUAUUUUUAUACCACUUAUCAUGCUCACGUUCGCCGUCGCAGUCACUGUGCACCAGCUCUAUAUCCACUGUCACGAUGACAGCGAUCGGAUAAUACGUCCCGAAACGGUUUCGAUGACCCCCUCAGAUGAAAAUCUCACCGAAUCGCAAGAGAAUACAUACCAACGAAAGCAAACGAAAAAAACAAAACAAAGUGCAAUCAAAUCCAGAAGUGAACCCCCCGAAAGGACUCGAUGAGCAUACCACUCGACAAAGAUUAGUAAGGUGCUUGAAGGCAGAAGAGGAAAAGGACGAAGGCAUUACGUCUCUGAUGUUGAUUAUGCUGCAAUGCGGGCAGAUCGUUCGAGCAAAUAGAUCUGCAAUGUCUGAUAUCGUUGAUGUAGAAUGUGCCGUAUGAAGUUAGUCUUGGAUUUUUCUGCUAAAGAUCAUUUUGUUCAGGCGCAGUGGACGUCCACUGUGUAAUCCUAUGGAUGCGCAGCUUUCUUUUGUUCCAUUCAAUAAUAAAUUGUAGACUUAC
Varroa destructor (honeybee mite) is the source of this 2910-nucleotide messenger RNA. RefSeq lists its product as uncharacterized. Lineage: Eukaryota; Metazoa; Arthropoda; Arachnida; Mesostigmata; Varroidae. The record is from RefSeq and is a predicted model, not a curated record. Gene Ontology annotation, molecular function: protein binding.